AUGGCCAAAGUCGAAAGGUUUGCUUUUCAUGUGCCAAGUCUGGAGGAGCUUGCUGGGGUUUUGCAGAAAGGGCUUAAAGAAAACUUUGCUGAUGCUCAAGUCUCCGUUGUAGACUGUCCUGAUCUAACUCAGGAACCCUUCAACUUUCCUGCUAAAGGAAUCUGCGGAAAGCCUAGAAUAGCAGAUGUGGGAGGUGUUCCAUACCUCAUACCCAUUGUACAGAAAGAAAAAGUUUAUGAUCUCAAUGCAGUUGCAAAAGACAUAGAGCUACCUGGAGCUUUCAUUCUUGGAGCUGGAGCGGUUUCAUCUAGGAUUCUUGGAGUAAAUGCUGAGCUUAUCCCUAUUGUUCAAACUAAGAGUGAAAAAAAGUCUGCUGUAAAUGGGAGCUAUGUUGCUCAGAUAAAUCCUGCAGAUAAAGGGUGCCUGCUUGAGAAGUACAGCAGUAAAUAUUCUGACUGUGAGUUUGGGCUGUUGGCCAACCUUUAUGCCAGUGAGGGCCAGCCUGGAAAGGUCAUUGAAGUGAAAGCAAAUGGAAGAACUGGGGAACUUAACUUUGUGUCUUGCCUGAGGCAAAUUUUAGAGAAACACUAUGGAGAAAAGCCAGUUGGGAUGGGUGGUACAUUUGUCAUUCAGAAGGGAAAAGCAAAGAUUCACAUUAUGCCUCCAGAAUUUUCUGCCUGCCCACUGAAUACUGAUGAGGAUGUGAAUAACUGGCUCAAAUUCUUUGAGAUGAAGGCUCCACUGAUUUGUCAGCCAGUAAUAGUUUCCAGAGAUCCAGGCUUUGAUCUGCGUGUGGAGCACACCCAUUGCUUCAGCCACCACGGGGAAGGAGGCCACUACCAUCAGGACACCAGCCCUGACAGUGUGCAGUACCUGGGGUACUUCCUGCCCGCUGAGCUGCUGUUCCGCAUUGACAGGCCCCUGGAGACGCACCAUGUCGGGAGAGACUGAAACAGGGAAGCUCUGGAGAAGGUGUAGCAAUUUCAUCUUU
Messenger RNA from Indicator indicator, 991 nucleotides. It is a transcript of the gene BKGD, whose product is annotated as chromosome 1 C11orf54 homolog. Gene Ontology annotation, cellular component: nucleus. NCBI's taxonomy places the organism in Eukaryota, Metazoa, Chordata, Aves, Piciformes, Indicatoridae. The transcript has 8 exons. The coding region runs from base 1 to 951 and encodes 316 amino acids. The record is from RefSeq and is a predicted model, not a curated record. Gene Ontology annotation, molecular function: zinc ion binding; hydrolase activity, acting on ester bonds.